This is a messenger RNA of Plasmodium yoelii, 936 nucleotides long. RefSeq names its product PIR protein. The transcript has 3 exons. The record is from RefSeq and is a predicted model, not a curated record. Lineage: Eukaryota; Apicomplexa; Aconoidasida; Haemosporida; Plasmodiidae. Bases 1 to 936 code for a protein of 311 amino acids.
AUGGAUAAGAAUGUGUGUAAAACGUUACAUGAAGUAAAGGAAUGGUUUUUUAAUGAAUUGGGCAGUAAUGAUGAUUAUCAACUUAUAAAUGUUGAACAUCUCAAAAAGCAUUGUAUUAGUAAAUGUGAUAGUAAUUUCGAUAAAAUUGAUGCUGUAUGUUUAUAUUUGUUGGAUCAAUUCUAUAAGCAUGAGGGUUUGCUACCCUCUCCUUCAAAAAGUAACCCCAAUAUUGUUGAUAUCAUUUUUAUAUGGUUAAGUUAUAUGUUAAACAUGGAUAAAACUAUUAAUUACGAUGGUAUAAAGUAUUUUUAUGAAAAUUACAUAACGAAACGUAGUAUAUAUAAGGAUUAUAUAAAUGGGUUAACUGAUUAUGAUAAUUAUAAGGAUCUUAUAGAUAAAAGAAAGGGUUUUUUGGAUAUGGAUAAAAAUAUUGUAUCUAAAUUUUAUGAAGCAUUAAUAUCAUUAUGUAAAUUGUAUAAUGAACUUGGUGAUGAAAAUAAAAAUUGCAAGAAUUAUUUGGAUGAUAAUAAUGAAUUUAUUGAAAAAUAUAAUAAUCUUAAUGAAGAUACUAGUAUUAAUAAAAAUAGUUAUUAUAGUGAAAUAUUGUCUACUUUAUUAAAUGAUUAUAAUGAUUUUAAAAGGGAAUGUAAAGAUAUUUUAUCCUCUUCAUCAGAAGAAACAAAACAAAAUCCUAGACUAAUUCCUGGACAAGAUUCUGGACAAUAUUCUGGACUAUAUUUGGGACUAGAUUCUGAACAAGAAUCUGAAUCGAGUUCUGAAGUUACAUCAUCAAGUUCAUCGAUAGUAAGCAAAUUAAUUCCAGUUUUAUUGAUACUUGGUGCAAUACCAAUUUUUUUGGGAAUUGCUUAUAAGUAUUCAUUAUUUGGAUUUCGGAAAAGAGUUCAAAAACAUUUAAGAGAAAAGCUAAAAAAAUAA